Aspergillus terreus NIH2624 is the source of this 1725-nucleotide messenger RNA. RefSeq lists its product as uncharacterized. Bases 1 to 1725 code for a protein of 574 amino acids. The transcript is spliced from 2 exons. Lineage: Eukaryota; Fungi; Ascomycota; Eurotiomycetes; Eurotiales; Aspergillaceae. The record is from RefSeq and is a predicted model, not a curated record. Gene Ontology annotation, molecular function: copper ion binding; oxidoreductase activity.
AUGCACAUCACCGCACUUUUGAAGAUCCUCCUGUGGGUGCUGGGUUCAUCACUGGUCCUAAGUGGCCCGAUUGUUCCGCCAAAUGCCACGGCGCCAUGGCACCCCUUCACGAUCGAUACAAACUUCUACGACAACAUCCCGGACACCGGUGUCGUUCGCGAGUACUGGUUCGACAUUGUCAACACGACCGCCGCGCCGGAUGGAGUCGAGCGGCCCGUCCUGUUGGUGAACGGCCAAUUCCCUGGCCCGGCCAUCGAGGCGAACUGGGGCGACACGGUCAAGGUGCACGUUACCAACCGGAUGAGCAACAACGGCACUGCCAUGCAUUUCCAUGGCGUUCGACAACUGCACAACAACCAGAUGGACGGCGUGGCGUCCCUGACGCAAUGUCCCGUCGCACCCGGACAUAGCUACACGUAUGUGUGGCGCGCGGAGCAGUACGGCUCCAGUUGGUACCAUUCGCAUUUCUCGCUGCAGGCGUGGGAGGGCGUGUACGGGCCAAUUGUGAUUCACGGGCCCGCGACGGCGCAGUAUGACGAGGAUCUGGGCGUGGUCUUCCUGAGUGACUGGGCGCAUCAGACAGUCGACGAGAUGUAUCAGAGCCAGCUGGAGACGUAUGGCACACCGCAGAUGGAGGGUGGAUUGCUGAACGGGAUGAAUGUCUGGGUGAAGCCGGAAGGGACGACGGUGGGUGGUCGUUUCGAGACGAUGUUUAAACCAGGCAAGAGAUAUCGCAUUCGGCUCAUAAACGCCGCCAUGCACACUCAUUUCAAGUUCUCGAUUGACGGGCACGAGCUCACGGUGAUCGCCAAUGACUUUGUCCCGCUCGUUCCGUUCACCACCAACGUCGUGCCUAUCGGCAUGGGGCAGCGUUACGAUAUCAUCGUCACCGCUGAUCAGACGCGGGAUAACUACUGGAUGCGCGCAGUCCCGCAGACUUUUUGCAGCAACAACACCAACGGCGACAAUAUCAAAGGAAUUGUGCGGUAUAAGGGUGCUCCGCACGCAGAGCCAGUGUCGUCCAAAUGGGACUAUGGGGACGAUGUGCAAUGCGAGGAUUUUGUGAUGUCACAGCUCGUGCCGCAUUUGGCGCUUGACGUCGAUCUAAAGAAAAACACCAAGCUUGUUAACUCGCCAGCAGCCGUUGACGCCGUCGGCGACCCGAAGCUCUACCUUUGGACGGUCGGAGGGAAUGCCUUCAAUGUCUCCUGGCGAGACCCGACACUCCGGCAGACGGAACAUCCAGGCAAAAUCCAGUGGACGGCAGGACAAGGCGUGGUCGAGGUCGACAAGGCCAAUGAAUUGGUCGUCUUUGUCAUCCAGACGUAUAUUCAGGCACCGCAUCCUAUUCAUCUCCACGGACAUGACUUUUUCGUCCUUGCCCAGGGCCUAGGAACCUAUGACCCGCGCAACGUUACACUGCAGACAAGGAACCCUCCACGAAAGGACACGGCCAUGCUGCCAUCGCAGAAUGAUGGCGGGGGAUAUCUGGUGCUGGCGUUUCCGGCGGACAAUCCCGGUGUGUGGCUGAUGCACUGUCAUGUGGGCUUCCAUGCGACGGAAGGGUUUGCACAGCAGAUCGUCGAACGGCGGAGCGAGUUUUAUGAGUUUCUGGAUCGGGGCACAUUAGAGCGGACGUGUAGGGCGUGGGAGAAUUAUGCGCGACGGAAUCCGUACGGGGUGCAGUAUACGGGGAUCCAUGGGCCCUAUGACUCGGGGGUUUGA